AGAUGGAUACUUUCAGCACUAAGAAUUUGGCUCUCCAAGCUCAGAAGAAACUGCUGAGCAAGAUGGCCUCCAAGAACGUGGCCAGCAUCUUCAUCGACGACACCAGCAGUGACAUCCUGGACGAGCUCUACCGGGUCACCAAGGAAUUCACGCACAACCGCAAAGAAGCCCAGAAGAUCAUCAAGAACUUGAUCAAGAUCGUGGUGAAGUUGGGCGUCUUGUACCGCAACAAGCAGUUCGGCGUCGAAGAGCUGGUCUUGAUGGACCGUUUCCGUAAGAAGCUCCAUACUUUGGCUAUGACGGCGGUCAGCUUCUACCAGGUGGACUUCACUUUCGACCGCCGGGUCAUGUCCAACAUGCUCAACGAAUGCCGUGACCUUCUCCAUCAAGCUGUCAACACACACCUGACCAGUAAGUCCCAUUCUCGGAUUAACCACGUCUUCAACCAUUUCGCGGACUACGAGUUCCUCUCCGCGCUCUACGGCUCUUCGGAGCCCUACCAGAGCCACCUGCAGCGGAUCUGCGGAGGGCUGAACCAAAUGUUGGAUGAAGGCAACAUCUGAAGUCAACCAAAAACCAUGGCUUUUCAAGACUCAGCUGUGGACGCGGUGGCUUUGGUCUCACCACUUCCGGAUCUCCUUUUGAUAUAAUGGAGUGUGGUAUUUUAAGAAAGAGAUUGUGGGGAGUGUGUCGGUUUCUUUUCUUUUUUUUUAGAUAUGGUUUCACCUUGGGUUUUUCCACUGUCCUUUCUUAACUUUUUCCAAGGAAUGAAAGGGGGUUUAUAAAGGUUUUUGGUGGAAGGCAAUUAGGGACGACUCUGAUGUGGAGACCGCAACUGAAGGCCAUCUCCAGAUUGGCUUCCGAACAGAAUGACAGAAGGGGACCUUGAAGGUCUUCUAGUCCAACCCCCUGGGUUUUGGUCUUAAAUAAUGAGGGUGCUUGCCUGCCAUCUCGGGUAUCUCUUCACCCUGAAAGGGCUGAAGAGGUGGGUUACACAGACCCAUGUGCGGUCUUGCUAUUAACAGCAUAGCAGAGUGGGAAGGGACCUUGGAGGUCUUCUAGUCCAACCCCCUGCUCAGGCAGGAAAUCCUAUACCAAAGCAGAGAAAUGGUUGUCUAUAAUCUCUUCUUUAAAACUUCCAGUGUUUGAGCACUCACAGCUUUUGGAGGCAAUCCACUGGUUGAUUGUCCUCACUGUUUAGGAAAUUUCUCCUCAGUUCUAAGUGGCUUCUCUCCUUGAUUAGUUUCC
This is a messenger RNA of Thamnophis elegans (Western terrestrial garter snake), 1248 nucleotides long. It is a transcript of the gene TNFAIP8L1, whose product is annotated as TNF alpha induced protein 8 like 1. Gene Ontology annotation, cellular component: cytoplasm. Gene Ontology annotation, biological process: negative regulation of TOR signaling; regulation of apoptotic process. The transcript has a single exon. The record is from RefSeq and is a predicted model, not a curated record. Bases 3 to 563 code for a protein of 186 amino acids. NCBI's taxonomy places the organism in Eukaryota, Metazoa, Chordata, Lepidosauria, Squamata, Natricidae.